This is a messenger RNA of Glycine soja, 2109 nucleotides long. RefSeq lists its product as uncharacterized. The record is from RefSeq and is a predicted model, not a curated record. Bases 588 to 1847 code for a protein of 419 amino acids. Lineage: Eukaryota; Viridiplantae; Streptophyta; Magnoliopsida; Fabales; Fabaceae. The transcript is spliced from 5 exons.
UGGUACCCGUACCGGAAAUCAAGGAGGUAAGUUAUCAUGGCGCUUCGCGUGUUGUUUUUCUUUCUUCCGUGACGGCGUUAUUGAUUCCGUGACGGUGACAGCGCGGCGGCUUUCAAAUCUCUUUCUCUCUGCCUGCUUUUUUUCUCUGUCUAGAAUCCAUUUGUGGCCUCUGAGAGACCCUUUGGGAGGAAACGCCAGAAAACCCAAAGUUUUGUUCUUCCUCUCUUUGCAAUCUCUACACAGAAGAUUUAUGGAUAAAAUUUGCAAAUUUGGUUCACUGCAGCACUGUUCCGUCGCAAAUUUCUUCCACCGACAAGUGUUUGACUUCGUGGUUCCGUCGCUUUUUCAACCCUUCGAUAGAUUCAUUCCUUGGUUACGCUUUCUGGCUCUCAAAUAACAUUCAAGCUACCCUCUUUGUCUUGUAAUUUUCUUCUGAAUUGAAAAAAAAAAGGGCUUACAGUUAUUGACUUGGAUGUUUUGCAAGCAAGGCCUCCAGAUUGUGGCUUUCUGAGUUCUAAAUCUGCUCAAGUCUUAAGACAGAGAGAUUGCAAAGUGAUUUGAGACCACGUUGUGGUGUAAGGACCAAAAUGACUGCUUCAGCCCGAUCUUCCCUUAAGAAGAUGUCAUGGGCUAGGGGUCAAUCCUCUGGUUGGACAGCUUUUGAUCUCAAGCAGAGAAAGAAUAACAAUUUUGAAUCUGAAGAUGACAAGGACCCUUUCCCAGCUAUAGGCACUACCGAUCCUAUGGUCGGGAAGAACCAUGUUCCUGCAAAGCCUUUCUCUUCAGUACUUCUCCCAACUAGAAACUUCCCCCCUUUCAAAGAGGGUGGGAAUAGCAAAAAGGCAAUGGUAGGUUCUGAUUCUGAUGGAAAAUAUUGCGGGGCUACUGCUCAGGAAGAUGUUAAUUUAGCUAUCAAAAAGCUUAGAGAGCAGCAUCUUUGGGCUGAACAUAGCUUGAUAGAUGAUAUUUUCUCUGCUGUUAAUAACAAUAUUGACAAGGCCACAGCUUUAUUGGAAACUAUGGACCCUGCAGCGAAUUUUGAAGAAUCCAAAGUAUCCAGCAAUCCUAGAUCAACUACUUCAGAUGAUACUCCUUGUAAGGAUAAGACUGACGAUAGUCUUACUUCAGAAAAGGUUGAGGAUGACAUUCCCUUCGAUUCUAAUCUUGUUGAUAAUCUCCAGGAUAAUGAUAAGGACUUGGAGGAUAGAAAUGCUCCCUCAGGUCAAAAGCUUUCUGAUGUUGAUUACUUGAGAUGCAAAAUGAAACUCUUGAAUUCCAUUCCUGUUGAGCCUGAAUGGGAGGAUGAUGAUAUUUACAUUAGCAAUCGAAAGGAUGCAUUGAGGACAAUGCGGUCAGCAUCACGACAUUCUAGGGCAGCUUCUAGUGCUUUUCUUAGAGGUGAUCAUUUUUCUGCUCAACAUCAUUCAAUGAAAGCUCGGGCGGAACGGCAUACUGCUGAAGAACUUAAUUCUGAUGCAGCCAAAAAAAUUUUAAGCGUCAGGAAUAAUGAAAAUGAUAUCUGGAAACUUGAUUUGCAUGGUCUUCAUGCAACUGAAGCUAUUCAAGCAUUGCAAGAACAUCUCUACAGAAUUGAAAGCCAAGGCUUCUCAAAGAGUUCAGCCACUUCAAAUGGCGUGAAGGAAAACGGGCUUGGACAUUCUACACUUGGAUCUCUCAAUUUCAUGGACAGGGAAGCACCAUUACGGCUCAGACCAUUAGCUUUGCAUGUCAUAACAGGUGUCGGUAAUCACAGUCGGGGACAAGCCGCUCUUCCUACAGCUGUCAGAAGUUUCCUCAAUGAAAACAGGUCGAAAAUCUCCCAAUGCAGUACCGUUUUGAGGAGAUGAGACCGGGCGUAAUUACAGUGUGGCCCAAGUUUCGUCAAAAUUGAUUUUUGAGUCCCCAUCAGAAACUUGUUCUUGUAUUGUAUCAUUUCAUAGGGGGAUCAUAUACUAUAUGAGUAUUUAGCAGUGGUGAGAUUUAAUUUUGGUCUCCCAUGUUGAUGUGAAAUAAGAAAUUUGCAUUGCCAUUGGAAAUUAAUUCAGAUUGAUUUAUUUAUUUCAGACAUCAUGCUUGUUCUAUUCAACAUUUACUGCAAUUACGACUUAA